AUGUUUGACAUCUUUAACGAUGAUACAUCAAAUAAUCAGAAUAAUUUUACCACUCCUCGCAAUAUAAACUCUUUCAUUUCAGAUCCUCAUGCAAAUGAAGCUCCCGCACAGACUCAUUUUGGAAGUCAAUACAAAAAAUCGAAAUGGACACCAGAAGAAGACAGAGCAUUGAUUGAAAGCGUUAGAAUUCAUGGAACAAAGAACUGGAUUGCAGUGGCAAAUUUGGUUCCUGACAGAAAUUCGAAACAAUGCCGUGAAAGAUGGACUGCGCAGCUCGAUCCAUCAUUAAAUCACAACGAAUUUACUCCUCAAGAAGAUGCCGUUAUUAUCCUACAGCAUCAAGCCAAUGGCCCUUAUUGGGCAAAAAUUGCAGCUUAUCUUCCUGGGAGAUCGGCAACAGCUAUUAAAAACAGAUUUAAUUGGCUUUCUAGAAGACAUUUACCACAAAAGAUGAACAAAUUUUUCCUAUCCGGUACUACUCCGAUGGAGCCAUCGUCUUCUUCAGGAAGCAUGUCUCCACUCGGAAUAGCUCCAUUUGCAUUGUCCGAUCCAUCAGUUUCGCAGAUGCAAAAACCUCAAGAAACCGAACCCCACACAGACGUUCCUGAUGACAUUUUCACACAGAGUUUCUUUGAUAAUCAAGAAGAUGAUGUAUUCAAUUUUUAG
Trichomonas vaginalis G3 is the source of this 666-nucleotide messenger RNA. RefSeq names its product RNA polymerase II transcription regulator recruiting protein. Gene Ontology annotation, biological process: regulation of DNA-templated transcription. Gene Ontology annotation, molecular function: DNA-binding transcription factor activity, RNA polymerase II-specific; RNA polymerase II cis-regulatory region sequence-specific DNA binding. Bases 1 to 666 code for a protein of 221 amino acids. Gene Ontology annotation, cellular component: nucleus. Lineage: Eukaryota; Parabasalia; Trichomonadida; Trichomonadidae. The record is from RefSeq and is a predicted model, not a curated record. The transcript has a single exon.